UUAUAGUAGACAUGCUGUCCUUGCGGUACUGCUGAAGAGCUCGUGGGAAAAGAUCGAGAUCUGCACGGGCCACUUUCAGUUUCACAAUAGAAACUUUCAAAAGUCGGAAAGGCAGUCGUUGAACUAAGAAGAAAGUCAGUGCAUUUGACAUUUGAAGAGAAGAUAAGCUGCACAUUUGUAUGUGUGUUAGCCUACACAGGGUGAAGUCACAAAGACCAGUUGAUACAGAUAACAAAGAUGGAAGAUCUGCUGGACACUUUUGUGGGGACUUUAGAGAAUGGUGGGAAAGAGGAGCUUUGGAGUCUGUUAAAUUGUUCACUGGAACUUCUCCCAUUCUUAUUGGAAUGUUCUAGUCAACAGGAAGUGUACCUUGUACAUAGAGUGUGUUGCCAUGACUACGCUGAUGUUGUCUACCUGUUGAUUCACAAUGGUGGAGACCUUAAUGAGCUGGACUCAGAGGAGUUAACUCCCCUGCAGGUAGCCUGUAAAUAUGGCGCCAAGUCUGUUGUUUGCCUCCUCCUGCACAUAGAAGGCUGUGACCUUGACCGUUACACAUUCAGCAGUCCCACUUCUCCUCUCUACCUGGCGACUAUCAAUGGUCACAUCAGUGUAGUCGAAGAACUCGUUAACUUUGUAGAAGCGGAAUGCAAGAGCAUCAAAGAGAAGAUAUAUGAGGGAGAAGUGCUGAGUUUGUUGUUCUACGCUGCCUGCCUUAGUGGCACGUUGGAGAUGGUGGAGUUUUGGUUCAGGUUUAAACCAGAUGUGAACUCACCAGUGCAGAUGGUAACACAACUGACAAACUGUGAAAACCUCACCCCAUUGCAAGCAGCCUGUGAAGCAGACUGUAUGGAAAUCAUCAUGUUUCUACUAGAAAAAGGAGCCAGAAUUCAGGCGGCAAUUGUUGACAAUUACCCAGAUACUGUGCUCGCAGGUCUUAAGGAUGGGAUCAUAACUGAUCAAGUUUUGUACAGGAAAGGUGGCCAGGAUGGGCGGUUUGGAGCAUCUGAGAUUAAGGUUAUGCUGAGCUUGGAGAGACGUUUACUGUACAAACUUCACCCAGCCUGGUUUGAACCACAUGUGCAUUGUUUAGCCAGAGUAGAUGUCUCACACAAUUGUCUGAAAGUUCUACCCAGUUGUCUCCCUUGGCAACUCCCUAAACUGGAGUACUUAAAUGUGUCAAACAACAAUCUUCAUGAAUUCCCAGCCGCUCCCAAAAAUAGCAAUCUGGACAGUUUAGGGAUUUCAGAAAUGAAUUUAUCAAAGAACAAACUCCUGCAGCUUCCACAGGAUAUAUUUAAACUACCGUCCUUAAAAAAACUAGAUGUGCAUCACAAUUUUAUCCAGUUUCUGUAUAGAAGCACAAACACAGACUACGAGCUGAUGUCACCCAGUGAGAGACACAAACAUUUCAAGGCCAAGCAGACAGAGUCAGGAAAUCCUGCAACACAGAUUUGCAGGAGCUGGAAGUGUUCAAACUUGAGUGUCUUGAAUGUCUCGCACAAUGACCUUGAGCUAUUGUCAGAUGACCUUCUCGCUGCGUGUACUAGCUUGACGAAGCUUAUUGCCAACAACAACAAACUCCACAAGUUUCCCAGCCCCUGGGCAUGUGAACUGACAUUCUUGGAUUUGUGUCACAAUGGAGUGUUCACCGUGCCCACCAGUGUAGCGCAAUUCUGGAGCACAUCGCUCAGAACUCUUCUAUUGUCUCACAAUUCUCUGACUGAACUACCAGAAAGCAUUGUGGCAUUGAAUGUGCUGGAAGCUUUGGAUCUAUCCCACAAUGCGAUCAGUCAUCUUGCCUCACCAUCUGUGUGGGCAUGUGACUAUCUACAGGAGUUGAACUUAGGUUAUAACUGUCUUUCCAAUAGUCCACAGGAAUCUCCACAGAGCCCAAGGUCACCCAAAGUUCUCUCAUUUUUGAGGAAUCCACAGUUUGACAGGAACCAAGUACUUGAUGAGAAAUCCCCAACCCUGGAAUUCCCUUCUAUUCUGAAGGAUCACCUUUGUUAUCUGUACCUAAACAACAACAACCUGCGGAGUGUACCCACGUCUGUGUUUGAACUGAAGAAACUCAAAAUUUUGAAUUUAAAAUGCAACCCAAAUUUGACAUCUGUACCCAAUGAGCUGGCCAAGCUGAAGGACUGUGACAUGUUAGAUUUGGAAGGCUGUUCCAUACCUGCAUCUGUGAUUCCACCUAAACUUAUCGCAGAAGCCUCGUACAAAGCAGGAGGCCUGCUGGCCUUCCUUAGGCUGAAGCUACGAGAAUGUGAUAAGUGCAACAGACUCAAAUUGAUGGUCUUAGGCAAAGAGAGACGCGGGAAGACCGCCCUAGUGAACGCGUUGAUGGGAACUCACGAUAGUUCAGGAAAAAAUCCCAACCAGAUUGUGAUUCGUGAGUGGAAGUUAGCCCACAGCAGCUCUUGGUGGAGGAGGAGAGAUAUGCCUGUGGUGACAUUUUCUGUGUGGGAUUUCCCUGGGGCUUCUCAACUGUCUGACAUACACCAGUGUUUCUUCACGGAGAACACGCUCUACCUGCUGGUGUGGGAUGCCCAGGACGGCAUCGAGGGGGUAAAGGAUCUGGACAAAUGGUUCAGGAACAUACAGUCUCACGCGGCGAGUUGCACCGUCCUCAUUGUAGCCACUCAUCUAGAUCAUUUACACGAGGAAGACAAUCAGCUGGCUACUUACAUAGGGGAAAUGACUGAGGCUAUCCGUGGCCGAUACGGCAGGAGGCGUUGUCCCCGCCUGGGCCCCAUUCACUAUGUGUGCUGUUUGCCUGGGGUACCUGUAGGGAUUACAGAACUACAGGAGGCAAUUUAUGCCACUGCCUUGAGCUUGAAAAAUCAAGAUUCGAGAGGUUUUGUUACAGAAGACUUGAUUGGGCGACAGAUGCCAAAAAGUUAUCAGUGUCUCCAGCAACUGCUUCAGAAAGAGGCUAAAAGACGCCAUGAGACAAUGGAACCACCAGUUCUUGUUCAGAAUGAAUUUGAUGAUAUCAUCAAACAGAUUCCUAACCAUGAUCUUGACACAGAUGAAGAAAUGACCUUAGCUGUUAGAUUUCUCCAUGAGCUGGGUGAUCUGCUUCACUUCAAUGAUCAGCUGAAAGGACUGAACAGCUUGUACUUUCUGGACCCAGUCUGGUUAUGUAACCUUCUCUCACAAGUUGUUGUAAGUGAGAAAGCCCAGAAGUACAUCCAUAAUGGCAUAAUACAGAGAGAGGACAUGAAGUAUUUGUUUGAUGAAAGCCGAUUUCCUCACGUUCACAUGGACAAGUACAUCCAACUGCUGGAGCGCUUUGAAAUUACACUCAUGUUGGAUGAAGAAAAACUUCUUAUACCAAGUAAAGUGUCCCAGGAGAAAUUUGGCAGUGUACAACUCUCCCAUAAUCUCGGUGAAAAAAUCUACCGUUUUUACAAAAUGGAGUUCAUUCCAUCAGGAUUCAUGAGUCGACUGAUUUCCAAAGUCCUGGGUAGCAUUCCACGAUUCACUGGCCCUACAUGGAGAGUGACGCAAGAGUCAGGCUCAAGGGUCAAAAACUUGGCAUCGAUGAAUAGAGGGUCGUUUCAACAGAGCUUUUGCAAGAGAAGUGGGAAAGGCUUUCGCCUGAAACAUGUAGAACCAAUCUAUUGGCAAGAGGGCAUAAAGGUGUCUCAUGAAGGAGGGCAGUUCAUGGUGGAAGCCAUCAAGUGGAGCAGCCAAGACCCAGAUCAGAGCAGCCAAUCAAACACAGGCAUUCUUAUCACCGUGCUGUCUGCCAUCGGGGACUUUUCAGCUUUAGGAUUUCUGGUGGAUGAAAUUGAUAACCUCAUAGAAGAUUGGUACAGAGGGUUAGAGGAAGGCAUACAGUUUGCUCUCUGUCCAGACUGUUGUGGUGACAUCUUCGACCUGGCGCAGGUCAAUCAUUUUUCAGUGGUGACCUGCGCAGGGGUUUGCCGAACCAACGACAGCAUAACCUGCCCUAUCACUCACAAUAAGAUUCCGCUGAAGAAACUAGUUCCAGAACUGAUCCUAGCAGAUUUGCCCAGAAGGUUUCUAAUCGAUGGGAAAGAUCUUGAGAUAACAGUUGGGAAGGACAGUCUUCUGGGAGAAGGCUCAUUUGGAUGUGUUUACUCAGGAAGCUAUAGGGAGGACACUGUAGCUGUGAAAGUGUUCCCCGUAAGUCUGUUUGAGCUAAUCAGAGCCCCAUCUGAUGCUGGACCCGAUGUGGCCAGAGAAACAUCCGGCACUUGGCAUGGAGAAAACUGUGACAAGAUGGACGAAGGUUUAGCUGGAGGAACCAAUGACAGUGGGGCAGAAAGUAUCAUGUCAUCAUUAGGCUCUUCCUCCCAGGUGUCCAACCAGUCAUAUCUCUCCCAUGGUUCCUCAAACACGACAGAUUUACUGGAAUCAAAAGGACUGAAGGUGUAUUAUUCUCUGAGUGAAAUGAGAAAGGAGGUGGCCAUGCUGAGUAAGCUGAUUCACCCCUGUGUUUUGUCCCUGGUGGGCAUCUGCCUGUUCCCCACCUGCCUUGUUCUAGAGAGGGCACCCCUGGGCAACCUUAGGGAAGCCAUCACAGAGCACAUGGACCCAUACCUUCAUGACAAUGUCAUCUCCAAGAUCAAAAAUAAAGUCUUCCCUUCUGUAUUCUCCAGAAAACUGACCUACAAAAUUAUUUUCCAGAUUACCAAAGCCCUGAACUACCUUCACUCACUAGAUGUCAUCUAUCGGGAUCUGAAGCCGGCAAACGUUCUUGUGUGGUCCAUGGACACUGCUGACACUGUCAACAUUAAACUGUCUGACUAUAGCAUCUCUCAGUUCAGCACCCCCCAGGGGCUUGCCGGUUUCUGUGGCACACCCGGUUACCAGGCCCCAGAAGUCUGUUUUGGUGUGGCUUAUGAUGACAAGGUGGACAUCUUCUCCUUUGGGAUUGUGGUGUAUGAGAUUUUGACAGGUGUUAUACCCUAUCGGAAUGAGCCCGCUAGAUGCGUUACUAAAGCUGUGCGAGAUGGGGUGAGGCCACGUUUGCAGGCCAAGGACUACAGUUUCGAUACAAGAAUGCCAUUUUUUGAGGCUCUUAUGGAGAAGUGCUGGCAGCAGGACCCCAUGUCUCGACCUAACACAACAGCCAUCCUCACUCAGAUGAAAGAUUCUGCAUUUCUCUGUCUGGAAAAAGAAAUCCACAAAUCAACCGACCAGAAGCAUGGGAGUUUAGACUGCAUUUUCCUCUACUGCUCAGAGGUGAAGAACUGUGACUUGGCAUGGCUGUGGGAGGGUUGGGGGACGUGCAGAAAAUAUCAUAUUGUGGACGUCAGCCAUGGUCAGUAUGUGGUGCCGAGUGAACCAGCAGCAGGGCCUCAAGUCACUUGUGCCACCAAGGUCAACGAUUACAUAUGGGUUGGUAACAAGUCAUCUCAGAUAGAGGUAUUUGGACAGAAAGGCGCUGGUGUUCCCACCUGCCUGGGAAAAAUUGACACACCUGCCUCUCCCACCUGUUUGCUGUAUCAUAGAGUGGCUGACCCAGAUCAUAAACUACCCUGUCAGACUCCAAGACCCUUACAGGCCUACGUGGAUUAUGUGUACUGUGGUUUGGAAGAUGCCAGACUGGUGGUGUUCUCUUCAUAUGAACAGAAUCCUUUGCUGCGUCAAAAAGUCUCAAAGGAGCUUCGCUGGAGCCCCAUUAAAACUCUAAGAUUUGCCCAUGACAAGCCUGUCACUAAAGCAAUACAGUUGAAUAAUGACACCGAGUUGUGGUUGGCAUGUGGGAGUGCUGUCGUUGUUGUUGGUCUUAGCACUCUCUUGGUAGAACACACUAUUUCUGCAGUUUUACCGGAAACAGAAUGGGACACCACAGUCACUAUUGCAGACAUGGCCUUUUCUGGUAAUAGAGUGUGGUGCUGUUGUCAAAACAGUUGCAAAGUGUUGGAAAUAGAUCCCAUCCAAAAGUUACCUUUGUUUGUGUUUUCCUGCAAGGAUGCAGCAGUUUAUGACAAUAUUUCAUCUCCCAUCUCCAGCAUUAAAUCUCCAAAGGAUGAUGUAGAAAGCAAGGAACAAUCAGCUGAUGGUAUAUGCCAGUCUGUCCCAAGUUCCUCUGCUGGAGGAGACACUUCACAAUUUAAAAAUCCUGAACCCAGUGACUCGGCACUUUCCAAGACUGAGGAUUCAUCCCCUCCUCCAGUCUUACCCAGAAAACCAGCACUACCACCAAGACAUUUGACAAUGAUAGAUUCACAAGGGAUCCAAAGAAAGGUCAUAAAAACGAGGCCAACAAGCUUUGCUGCCUCCAUGGUGACACCGCCAUCGGAUGAAAUGGUAGCUGCAGACGCUCCUGAUAUUCCACCACGAGUGCCGUCCAGAAGCAGUAAACCAGUUCUGCUUCGAGGUCCAAACAAGAAAAGCUUUACUUUGCCACGUACUGUGGAAAACAGUAGUGGUUCUGCACAUGGAAGCCUUUCUCGAAAAGUGUCCCGCAGCAUGGUAGAGAAAUCGUCUGAUAACUUUUCAAAAGAACCGCUGAGUAAUACUUGCUUGUUGGUGGUGAAGGAUACGCUGUGGAUCGGCCAGAACAAUGGUAAUAUUAUUGCUGUGUCAACGUACCCUGUGUCAGACCAUGGCAAAGUUAUGUUUCUCAUAAACCAUUCUUCAGAAACUGCAGAAAACAUUCCCAGAAGAAUGGUUACAAUGGAUCACACCAGUAAUAACUCUGUUUUAUCUACCCAUAAAUUGGCUGAUAAUAGAACGGGACUGCUUUUAUGGGAAGCCUGGGGUGCUGAAGAAGUGGAGGAAACAAGAGGUUAUGCAAUAAAACUACAUAAAUUGGAAAACGAACUUAGCAGAAUGUCAUCAAUAUGAAGAUCAUCUUCUGCUUUACAGUUGAAGAAUUACAGAUAAAACCACUGUCUUGACUAGCAUUAGAUGAAAAUUUCAGUAUAUUUUGACAUUGAGGAUGUUUUCGUAUCAUUAGCAUCUGUGCAGCUGUCAGUGGAUAAAUGAUGAAUGUAUAUAUAUAUUAUCGGACUUGUGAUUUUGUAACGGGAUUUUUUUUUUGUCUCUUUUUAACUUAUAUGCAUUUGGUUAUGUUAUCAGAUUAUCAGAUUUCCAUGUGGAAUGAGAACAUAAAUAACAUCACUUUAUACAUGUGGUGUAAAUGAAUGAUACGACUUGACAUUGACCUUUUUUUGCAUGCAUGUUGCAUUGCACCUGAUUUGCAAUAUUUCAUACCAUUAUCGUACACAGAUUUAGGAUAGUUCUUUACAUUUUAACAUCAGUCCUUGGCCAACUUCAUUCAUGUCUGAUCCUCCAAAUAAUGAAAGCAGAUUCAUGUUAAUGCAUGUUUGUAACAUUUGCUUUUUAUAUCCUCUCAUGAGUGACAAACUUACAAAAAAUAUAGGUUGGUGGACAGUGAAUGAACAGGAGUGUCUUUUCGACCCUCCACUCCCACCCCACACUGGCUUUGAUCGUGGGAAUUCUCCACUUGUUGACAUCAGACUUGGCGUAACUGGGACAUGUAUUUUUUCUAGUUAAUGUCUGAUAUGCCAGUCAUACAACACCAUUUGACUUAUUCACUACAUUGCGCAAAAAUGGGCAAGAAUAUGUCUCCAGUGCUUAUGAAGUGAAGGUUUCCUUGACAUAGACGU
Liolophura sinensis is the source of this 7613-nucleotide messenger RNA. RefSeq names its product leucine-rich repeat serine/threonine-protein kinase 1-like. Gene Ontology annotation, cellular component: cytoplasm. Lineage: Eukaryota; Metazoa; Mollusca; Polyplacophora; Chitonida; Chitonidae. The record is from RefSeq and is a predicted model, not a curated record. Gene Ontology annotation, molecular function: protein binding; ATP binding; protein kinase activity. The transcript has 30 exons. The coding region runs from base 238 to 6828 and encodes 2196 amino acids. Gene Ontology annotation, biological process: protein phosphorylation.